Molecule: messenger RNA, 5552 nt
Organism: Suncus etruscus (white-toothed pygmy shrew)
Lineage: Eukaryota; Metazoa; Chordata; Mammalia; Eulipotyphla; Soricidae
Gene: FOCAD
Product: focadhesin
Biological process (GO): regulation of post-transcriptional gene silencing
Source: RefSeq, a predicted model, not a curated record
CUUUGUUUUGGAAUGUUACAGAAUCUGCAUACAUAAAUGUAAGAGAAGCAAAAUGUCAGAUGAUAUCAGGAAAAGGUUUGACUUUCCAAAUCCUCUUAUCCAAUCACAGGCGGUGGGUCAUCUUAUUGCUGCAGUCCUAAAAGAAAAUAGCUUUUCAGGAAAGAUCCACCAGUCCACAAACCAGACUCCUGCAUUGAACCUGCUGUGGGAGAAGUGUUGUAGUGACAGCGUGGUGGUUCGAACAGCCUGCUGUGAGAGUCUGGUGGCACUUGUUGCGCAGGAGCACGCAGAAUUCGAUUAUAUUCUCAAUGGGAUACUGAACCUCAUCCCAUCUGCCAGGAAUACACAUGGAUUGAUAAAAGCUAUUAUGAAAUUAUUACAAAUGCAAGCUCUUAAGGAAGGACAAGGUGGGGAGAAAAAUAUUCAGGACAUAUAUACUAUUAGAAAUCAUCCUCACCCUUUGAUCACUGUGCUAGAACACAGACCUGAUUGCUGGCCAGUACUUCUGCAACAGCUAACAGCUUUUCUCCAGCAAUGCCCUGAAAGGUCAGAAGUUUCAUGUAUUCAAAUAAUAACACCAUUUUUAUGGUACCUCUAUUGUGAGCCUUCCCAGUUACAAGAAAAUGCUAAACUUCGUCUAGCACUCUUGAAAGUCUUACUUCAACCCCGGGCUAUUUAUGACAAAGGACAACCAACUGUAUUGGAACAGCAGAUACUACAACUGUGUUGUGACAUGAUUCCAUGCUUGCAGUUAAAAGAUUUGAUACAGACAACAGAAGUGAUGUUAUUUAUUGAAGAAGUAUAUUUAACCCUUCUGCGUCAUCCUAUUUUCUGGAAAGUCCAGCUGAUCCAGCUAACCCUUCAGGUCCUGUGUGUUUGUGAAGUCAGCUUAAAGAUAACUGGGGAAUGCUCAUCUUUAAUUUGUCUUUUAGAACACAGCAUUGAAUCGUUGAAUGAGGAUCUUCCUGUUGAACUGGUCCUAAUUGGGAUAGCUUUACUGCUUCUACAGUCUUCGGCAAGUCAGCAGAAACCGAUCUUAAGUCUAGCUUUGAAGCUUCUCUCUUUUACUGAGGGUAAGAAAAUUCCAAAGUCCUCCCUGCUCCUCGUGAUGCCAGUUCUGCAGAUAUUAUCUUCUACAGCCUUAGAAGAGUGCAUAUCUAUGGAUGCAGAUGGUCCUUCUAGGCAGCAGUUGGCACUAGACCUUUUGGAACUGGUACAGCAGGAAUCCUAUGGGGAUGACCAACAAAAGCUGUCUCACAAAUUUCUGUUUCCCAUAACUGGCAUGUAUGGAUCAAUAUUUACAGCCUGGAGGAUCCUUGAAAUAAUGAGAGAAGAGUCAGCAGCAAGGGACUGGUUGUCUUCAAUCAAAUCCUUGCUCUCUAUUAUGACAGAAGUCCCUAUGCAUGUUUUUCUUCUGCUGGCAUACCUCCUUGUUGAAGAUAAAGGAAAGAAUCUUCAUCAAAUACUAAAGGUUACUACAGAAUUGGCCCAAGCAGAUUCUUCUCAGGUUCCAAAUUUGAUUCCAGUUUUGAUGUUCAAAUUGGGAAGACCCCUGGAACCUUUAUUAUAUAAUGAUAUCUUGUAUACUUUACCUUCUCUUGGUGUUCACAAGGUAUGUGUAGGGCAAAUUCUACGAAUAAUUCAACUUCUUGGCACUACUCCACAGCUAAGAGCAGUCACUUUGCGCUUAUUAACAUCUUUGUGGGAAAAGCAGGAUCGUGUCUAUCCUGAACUGCAGCGUUUCAUGGCCAUGUCUGAUGUGCCCUCUCUGACUGUGAGCAAGGAAGUACAGUGGGAGAAACUGAUUGCCAAAGCAGCAUCCAUCAGAGAUAUAUGUAAGCAAAGGCCUUAUCAGCAUGGGGCAGAUAUGCUGGCAGCAAUUUCUCAGGUGCUGAACGAAUGUACCAAACCUGAUCAAGCUACUCCAGCAGCCUUGGUGUUACAAGGUCUUCAUGCUCUCUGCCAAGCUGAGGUUGUUUGCAUUCGCUCUACUUGGAAUGCUCUCUCCCCAAAACUGAGUUGUGAUACAAGACCCCUCAUUUUGAAGACUCUCAGUGAAUUGUUUUCUCUGGUUCCUUCUUUAACAGUCAAUACUGCUGAAUAUGAGAAUUUUAAAGUUCAAGUUCUCAGCUUCCUUUGGAUUCAUACUCAAAACAAGGAUCCAGUUGUAGCCAAUGCUGCAUAUAAAGCUCUCUCCUACUUUAGUGCUGGUGAACACACAAUUCUUCAUCUGCCUGAAAAGAUAAGGCCAGAAAUUCCUGAUGAUCUAGAAGAAGAGGAAGAUGAGGAGAGUGAUGAAAAGGAGGUGGAUCUGACAGUUCCUGGCUCUUGCUAUCUCAAACUGCUGUCACUUACUGCUCCUUCAGUUUUACCAGCUUUGGAGGAGUUUUUUACCUCACUUGUGAAGCAAGAAAUGGUGAAUAUGCCCCGUGGGGUAUAUCACUCUGCGUUAAGAGGAGGUGCCCGUUCAGAUCAAGGGAAGACUGUAGCAGGAAUCCCCAAUUUUAUAUUGAAAAUGUAUGAAAAAAAUAAGCAGCCAGGAUUGAAACCAGGUCUUGCAGGUGGCAUGCUAUUUUGUUAUGAUAUUUCAAUGUAUCAGAGUAAAGAUGGCAAACCAUUAAAUCGACUGAUGGCCAGUAGAGGACGAAGUUUCAAGCAGACCUCUCUUGCUUUAGUGCAUGAGGUUCACAUCCAGCUUCUGGAGUGGCACCGUGCAGUCUUUAUCCCACAGGCCUGGCUCGCCUAUAUGACUCGAGCUUAUCAUGCCAUUUUGCAGGGAAGAAUAGGAGAACUGGAAUUGCAGUUAAAACAUGAAAAGAAGAUCUGAGAGAUACAGUACAAAAAAAGCACAGCCUGGCUCUGGGUCCGGGACAUGUUAACUGAUGAGAUCACAAAGGCAGCUGCAAAGGAGAGUCCAGUGGUCAAAGGCAAUGCUUUGUUAGCCUUAAGCAGCCUUGCUGUGGUUGUCUCCAAACACGAAGCCAGCCUCUCAGACUCUGAGGGGGUCCUGGAGGUGAGUAAAGGGUGCAACCCUAAUUUCCUUUCAAUGAAAGAGUGGGUUUUUAUGGUGUUUGAUACUCUCCUGGUCAUUGUGGAUAGCCAUUACCAACCCCGAGGACAACUUUUCUCCUGGUUUUAUUAUAAAUCCUAUUCUGGUGAAAACACUGCAAGUGCCAUUGCCCGUUCUGCUGCCGCCACGUCUUUGUCUCUCCUUGUGCCCGUUUUCAUUAUCUCUUGCAAAGAGAAGGUUGAGGAAAUUCUGAACAUGCUGACUGCCAGGUUACCUGGGAAACCAAGUGCUGAUGAAUCUCAGGCUGUGCAAAUCCACAUGGGCCUGGCUUUGGGGAUGUUUCUCUCUCGCUUGUGUGAGGAGAAACUCAGUGAUAUGUCUGGUCAACAAAUGAAUCUUCUUCUAAUGAAGUCUUUGGACGCCCUGGAAAAUUGCUGCUUCGACACUAAUCUUGAAUAUAACACCGGCUGUAUUUUGGGCGUUGGACUUGUUCUGUCCCUCAUGAGCCACAGCAGCCAAACGGAGUCUCGAGUUCAUGUGGCUGCCUCCCUGCGGAGGCUCUCUGAAUACCUGGAUGAAAGUGGGAGCCAAAGCAGAACCUUCCAGGAGGUCCUCGCCUAUACCCUUAGCUGUGUAUGUACAUCAGCAUUCAGUGCUGGAAUUAUUGAAGCAACGGAGGCAGAAGAUAUCAUGAACAAACUUCGACUAUUGGUAGAGAACAACCAGCAGACUUCAGGUUUUGCCCUGGCAUUAGGAAACAUAGUCCAUGGUUUGUCUGUGUGUGGACAUGGAAAAGCUGAAGACUUGGGCACCAAACUGCUUCCUGCCUGGAUCAAAAUUGCUCUAGCAGAGAACACUCCUACAAUGCUUUGUUUGGCAGCUCUUCAUGGCAUGGUGGCCUUGGUUGGCUCUGAAGCAGAUGUAAUGCAGCUAAAGUCAGAAGCCAUACAGACCUCUCAUUUUCAAAACAGACUUAACGAAGUCAUUAGAACCUUGACUCAGGUCAUCAGUGUUUCUGGGGUGAUUGGUCUUCAGUCAAAUGCAAUAUGGCUUCUAGGACAUCUUCAUCUAUCUACUCUGUCAUCAAAUCAGAGUAGAACCUCAGUUCCUACUGACUACAGCUAUUUGCCUGAAAGCAGUUUAAUUAGAGCAGCCAUUGGCUUCUUCAUUGCGGGUGGAAAAAAAGGUCCUGAAUCUGUGCCUCCUUCUCUUCUCAAAGUAGUGAUGAAACCCAUAGCAACUGUUGGAGAAAAUUACCAGUACCCACCUGUGAACUGGGCCUCACUCCUGUCCCCACUUAUGAGACUAAACUUUGGUGAAGAGAUACAGCAGCUGUGCCUUGAAGUUAUGGUGACCCAGACUCAAUCAUCCCAAAACGCAGCUGCACUUUUGGGAUUGUGGGUGAUGCCACCAUUGAUCCACAGUCUGGGACUGAAUAUCAAGAAAUAUCUCUUGGUAUCCGCACCUCUGUGGAUAAAACACGUCUCUGAUGAACAGAUUCUGGAUUUUGUUGAAAACUUUAUAGUGGCAGUUUUUAAGACAUCUUCCAAUCCUGAGUUAUGUCCAAGUGCCUUACAGGGUCUUAGCCAGGCCAUGAAACUUCCCAGCCCUUCCUUUCACCUCUGGAGUCUGCUCUGCAAAGCUACUGCGAACAUUUUUGACCUUCUGCCAAAUAAGAUUCGGAGAACUGAUCUAGAGCUGUAUAUCAGUGUAGCAAAAUGCCUCUCAGAAAUGACAGAUGAUGAAGUCAAUCGGGUUACCCAGAUUACAGAGAGCAGCAUAGAAAAGGCUGCCUUUGUCAAGCUGUACUUGGUUUCUCAAGGACGACUCCCCUUGAUGAGCUUGACUGAUAUGUUGUGUGUUGCUGUUCAGCACCAAGGAAAAGACACCCUGGCCUGGAUGAUCCUUCACAGUUUAUAUCAGGCACGAAUUGUGAGCCAUGCCAACACAGGUGUGCUGAAAAGAAUGGAAUGGCUCUUAGAAGUGAUGGGCUACAUCAGAAAUGUGGCUUACCAGGCAACAUCUGUUCAGAACGUGGCUCUGGAUGAGGCUUUGGACUUCUUGUUGCUGAUAUUUGCAACCGCAGUAGUUGCAUGGGCAGACCAUGCUGCCCCUCUUCUCCUUGGCCUCAGUGCCAGUUGGUUGCCAUGGCAUCAAGAGAAUAGCCCAGCUGGUCCAGCAUCAAGCUUUUUUGGCAGGAGUCCAAUACACAGGGUCACUCUGCAGGAGACUCUAACUCUCCUGCCCAGUAGUAUGCCUCUUCUGCUGCAGAAAGAGCCAUGGAAGGAACAAACCCAAAAGUUCAUUGACUGGCUCUUCAGCAUCAUGGAAAGUCCUAAAGAAGCCCUCUCAUCAGAAUCCAGGGACCUUUUAAAAGCCACGCUGCUGUCCUUGAGAACUCUUCCAGAAUUUAAGAAGAAAGCUGUAUGGACCAGAGCAUAUGGCUGGUGAAGAGUCUUGUGAUAGCCAGUAGCAUUCUCAGCUGGAAGAGGAAAACCACAGAAACAGAAGAUGUUUUGCAGAAUUCUGUCUGGGAUUGCUG